AUGGUUAGGGAUAAUCAAGGUACAAUCAUUAGUAGGCAACUUGUUUGCAACAAAGAGGGUUGGAGGAAUAUGAGGUAUCUUGAUCUGGAUGAUAGAUCAAGGGAGGCAAGGUCACUAACGCGAACCAAGUGUCCAGCUCAGCUUAGGGUAAAGCUUGACUACGGCUGCGGUAGAUGGAAGGUAUCAUAUUUUGUGGAAUCUCACAACCACGAUCUGACGCCACCCCAAUUUGCGCAUCUGGUUCUGGCCAAUCGUCGUCUCACUGUCACUGAUAAAGUCCAAGUGGAAAAUCUUCAUAAUUUUGGUGUCAAGACCUGCCAUAUUAUGGGGUAUAUUGCGUUCCAGAAGGGUGGAUAUCGUCAUGCUGGCUUCACACGCAAAGAUUUGUACAACUACAUUGAUUGUUAUCAUCGGUCAAAGGUUAAAAACGGAGAUGCCAAUGCGGCAAUAAACUAUUUGAUUGGCAAGUCAAACAACGAUCCGUUGUUUUUUGGAAAGUAUACGUUCACUAGUGACGAAAGGCUCGAGCAUAUUUUUUGGGCAGAUGGGCAGUCAUUUAUCGACUAUCACUGCUUUGGAGAUAUUGUUGCCUUUGAUUCAACCUCCAAGAAGAAUAAAUACAACAAGCCUUUGGUCAUUUUCUCCGGAUGCAAUCAUCACGGGCAGACUGUUAUCUUCGGCUCCGACCUACUAUCCGACAAAACCACAGAGACGUAUAAGUGGUUGUUGGAAACCAUUGUUGAAGCGAUGGGUGGGAAAAGUCCUAAAGCAGUAAUAACUGACGGAGACCUUGCCAUGCGAGAUGCAGUCAAGAAUGUUCUUCCUGAUGCGGCCCAUCGGUUAUGCGGAUGGCAUCCGCAGAGAAAUGCAUGUGAAAAUAUAAAGAAUUCUAAUCUUCUGCACGAUUUUAAGGGUCUUAUAUACGACAACAACGACCACAGAGACUUCGAUCGGAGAUGGGCAGCCAUUUUGGAUAAGCACAACCUUGUUGGGAGUACCUGGAUGGAAAAGACGUACGAAACUCAUUCGAUGUGGUCUCAUUGUUUCCUCUGGGAUAAGUUUUUUGGUUACAUAAGGACGACAUCACAGUGA
Messenger RNA from Arachis ipaensis, 1092 nucleotides. NCBI's taxonomy places the organism in Eukaryota, Viridiplantae, Streptophyta, Magnoliopsida, Fabales, Fabaceae. The record is from RefSeq and is a predicted model, not a curated record.